Molecule: messenger RNA, 3621 nt
Organism: Meira miltonrushii
Lineage: Eukaryota; Fungi; Basidiomycota; Exobasidiomycetes; Exobasidiales; Brachybasidiaceae
Exons: 1
Coding region: 1-3621 (1206 amino acids)
Biological process (GO): exocytosis; maintenance of cell polarity; piecemeal microautophagy of the nucleus
Cellular component (GO): cytosol; membrane; nuclear envelope
Molecular function (GO): sterol binding; protein binding
Source: RefSeq, a predicted model, not a curated record
AUGAUUGGUAAUGGUUACUCCGCUCGGUCAAACGUUCGACUUCGAUCCGUUUCCACAACUGCUCUUCCUUUAACCGAUAAACAUUCUUCGCGUAAUUGGUCAUCAAUAGUGAACGAAGCGUUGGAUUCAUUUCGUCUUUUGGAAGCGCUAAGGAAUGGAGAUGAGAAAUCACUCAAGACCUACUUCUCUUCUUCACAUCCCACAUCUGGACAUGUCAAAGAGCUCAACAGCCCACUCCAUUUGGCAGUCCGCUGUGCUGAGUUCAACACGAUCAAGUUCGUACUACAACAGAAACCUGAAGAUCUCAACGCAGUAGAAGAACAAAAUGGGAACACUGCUCUACAUCUAGCUGCCAGUACUGGUCGUUUAGAUGUCAUCGACUUGUUCCUAUCACGCCCACAAAUCAACGAUACAAUCCGCAAUCGCGAUGGACAAGAUCCGAUGGAAGCAGCCCAAACGAUAGAAGCUGCCAAAUUGUUCCAAAUCUCUCGUGCUGAGCUCAACUUUAAAUACCAAGAUGUAUAUGAACGUUGGGAAAACCAAGCACAUGGCUCCGAUGAAGAACUCAAAAAGUUCUUGCAAUUGCCAAGGAUCGGUGUUGUGGACUUGAAUACGAAAUCAAGAGUGUCGGGUAGCACACUUUUGCAUGAUGCCGUUCGAAGGAAAGAUACCCAAUUGAUCGAAUUGGCAGUGCGAAAAGGUGCUGAUGUUUUCGUGAGAAACAAGCGUGGUAAGCGUGUUUUGGAAACGACAAAGGAUGAAAAGAUUAAAGCAUUGUUACAACAAUUGUCAAAUGCUGACGCAGCAAUGGCUGCAAAUGCAAACCAACCUGGCCUUCCACCUACUUUCCGUGGAUACCUAGGCAAAUGGACAAAUUAUGCUCGUGGAUACAAGAACAGAUGGUUCGUGUUGGAAAAUGGUAUCUUGUCUUACUAUCACACUCAAGAAGAAGAGGGCAAACAAUCCAGAGGAUCGCUCAAUUUGCGUUUUGCAAAGAUCCGGGCUGAUCCAUCCGACAAAUUACGCUUGGAAGUAGUCGCUGACCAUCCCAGUAAUUCAAAUCGAUCAGGAAACCGUUUGUACUUACGUGGUAGUCACCCAGUAGAGAGAGCUCGUUGGGUACAGGUCUUGCAACACACUGUUGAGUACUUUGAUUUGGACAGGAACAACAGUCGCGCCGAGAGUGUCAAGAGCUUUAGCAAGGAUGGUACAGUUUCUAGUGCAAACGUUCCUGCUGGAACACCACACCAUCCCCCUUCUAGAAGCACAACGCCUUUCCGCAAUAUUCCUUCUCCCGGUCCAGGCGGCUUGUCUGGUAUUACGACCAAUAUCUUGAGUCGAACCGGCAGUACAGCUACAAAGCAUCAUCAUACUCCAUCAACUCAGAUUUCCCAAUUGAAAUCGCCCGAUACGAUGGCUGGCGCCGAAUUCCCGGCAAAGACGCCAAGUAUCAUGACUCGCGGAAGUAGAACACCAAGCGAAGACUUUGCUGAAUUGGAUGGAGCAGGCUCAGAUACCGCAACCCAAUCACAAGGUGUACCGUUCCAAAACGAAUUGCCAAUCGUGUCCAAUUCGAUCAAGACCCAACUAGAAUUAGGUCAACAAAUGGUUCAAUCUGUUAACGUUUCUCAAACUCAACAACCAGAAGCACGAUCUGCGGUUUUGGAAGCCAUGCAAACGUGUCAAACAUUGUUCACCAACUACACCACAAUGGUUGCAGAACGUGAAGCUUACAUUUUACGUAGAUAUGAACAGGAGAUCCAAGCAAAGAGAUUAUGGGAGGAGAACAUCAGGACGUUGGCAAUGCAGUACGCCGAGAUGGAAACGCAACUGCAAGAAGCUGCCGAGGAAAACGCAAGAAGACGCAAAGCAUUACGUGAAGUUCGAGAUAAUUAUUCGAACGUAAACAGCCCCGCUCUAUCGCCCGUGCCACCCAAUAUGGCCACUCCAACGAGAAGCAGUAUGGCUAACGCUCGAUCAACAAUUGAAGCGAACAAGCUACCGCCAGCUGCCAUUCGUCCUUCUGCCCAACGGGGUGCGAUCAACUUUGACGAUGCCAAUGCCGGUCUUGGCUCUAAUCUCUCUCGCAGCUCCGUAAAUGUCGGAGCUGAACCAGAAGACCUUGACGAUGAUAAAGAUGACGAAUUCUUUGAUGCGAUCGAAUCUGGAAACUUGCCUAAUCUCAAGGUUGAGGAAGGAGUCGUUGAGACUGAUACGUCAGCCAAGCCUGCCGGAUCACCAACGACAUCUGUUCGUGAGACAAGGGUGAACAGUCUAUGGCCAGGUGUUGAGCCUUAUCUUCGCUUGCGUAAGAAGAUGCCGAUCGGCAAGGAUGAUCGACCUUCAUUGUCUCUUUGGUCAGUUUUGAAGAACAAUAUCGGAAAAGAUCUCACAAAGAUUUCAUUCCCCGUCAGUUUCAAUGAGCCUACGAGUAUGUUGCAAAGAAUGGCAGAAGAUAUGACGUAUGCAUCUUUGUUGGAUACAGCCGUUCGUCAAAAGGAAUCCUCGUUGCGAAUGGCAUUCGUGGCAGCAUUUGCAUGCAGUAACUACGUCACCACCUUGGGUCGUGUUGCAAAACCAUUCAAUCCGAUGCUGGGUGAAACUUUUGAAUAUAUCAAUCUGGACGAUAAAUGCAAGUACAGAUAUCAAAGUGAACAAGUUUCCCACCAUCCUCCAAUUUCUGCUUGUAUUGCCGAAUCGUUGGAAGAAGAUGGUGUGCAUGUUCGACCGGCUUGGGAAUACUCUGGAUGCGUCCAAGCUCAGAGUAAAUUCUUGGGAAGAAGUUUCGAGAUUCGUCCGACUGGUAUUGCCCAUGUGAAAUUGCGCGUGGAUGGAGUUGAAGAACAUUAUACGUUCAAGAAAGUUACAACGAGUGUUAGUGGAUUUGUUACAGGAAACACUACAAUCGAUCAUUACGGUGAUAUGAACAUCAAAUGUCAUACCACCGGAGAUGAAUGUACGAUGACCUUCAAGCCUCGUGGAUGGCGAUCAAGUGCUAUGCAUGAGCUGAAGGGAUCGGUGACAAACUCAAACGGUAACCAAACAUGGGAGAUUGCCGGUAGAUGGUCUUCACAAAUCGUUGCAAGGAGAGCAAGUGGCAGUACUGGAGCCACAACGAUGGACCCUGACGGAAAUGUGGAUUCGCUGAGUACCGAUCCUGCUGCACUUGCUGGAGCAGAAAUUCCAGAAAUGGUACUCUUAUGGAAAUACACUCCACAACCUCCAGGUCCGUUCAACUUGACGCCUUAUGCGAUCAAAUUGAACGAUACACCUGAAGGCUUGCAUGAUUUCUUGCCGCCAACAGAUUGCCGUAUGCGACCUGAUUUACGAUUAUUCGAACGUGGUCAAUACGACGAAGCUGAUGUGAUGAAACGUAAUUUGGAAGAAUUUCAACGGGCAACCCGUAAGAAACGUGAACAAGGAGAAUUGCCUGCUCAUCAACCCAAAUUCUUUUCGCGCAAGACUGAUCCUCUCACGCAAGGUGAUUAUUGGGAACCAUCUAGACUUGGCGCUGAUAAGGUGAAAGAUCAAGAAGAUGUCAAUAUUCCUGAAUAUUGGGUUAGAAGAAGACACGGUCAAUGGGAAGAUAUGGAAAGAAUCUUUGGCGAAUAUACAGCUUGA